Messenger RNA from Salpingoeca rosetta, 1409 nucleotides. Its product is annotated as ARHA protein. Gene Ontology annotation, molecular function: GTP binding; GTPase activity. The transcript is spliced from 5 exons. Bases 244 to 819 code for a protein of 191 amino acids. Gene Ontology annotation, biological process: small GTPase-mediated signal transduction. Lineage: Eukaryota; Choanoflagellata; Craspedida; Salpingoecidae. The record is from RefSeq and is a predicted model, not a curated record.
UGCUUGGCCAAAUCCAACCCAGCACAUACACCCACACACAGAGCUGACCACUCAGCGCAUAUCGCACCGGUUGACAGCCAGUACUCGCACCACGCACGAAUCUGAUUCUGAGCUGCUCGUCUUCUACGAGAGGGCUGCUGCUUGUCUGCGACUGCCACCACACCUCAAACGCCACCACACAACCACACAGGCAACACCAGCCACCACAUACGUGCACACAUACACAAGACAGCACGAGGCGUCAUGGCUAACGUAUCGAAAAAGCUGGUGUGUAUCGGUGACGGUUCUGCCGGCAAGACCUGCCUGCUCAUCGUGUACGCCAACAACGAAUUUCCAGAGAAAUAUGUACCCACAGUUUUUGAGAACUACGUUGCCACCGUAUCAAGACCACAAGCGACUGUCGAGCUUGCCUUGUGGGAUACAGCAGGUCAAGAAGACUACGCACACAUCCGACCGCUCUCGUACGACGGAGCACAUGUGUUCCUCAUAUGCUUUGCUGUGGACAACAGAGACUCCUUUGAAAACAUCGAAUCCAAGUGGGUUCCUGAGAUGCGGUCGUACUGCCCGAAGGUGCCGUACAUCAUUGUCGGGUGCAAGUCCGACCUGCGGGAGGAUGCUGAGCGCAAGCAGGAGAUGGCGGGCAGGGGCCAGACGUUUGUUGAGUUCAAGGAGGCAGAGGACCUUGCUGAGCGGGUUGGCGCGCAGGGGUACUUGGAGUGCAGCGCAAAGACGAGGGAUGGCGUGCAGGAUGUGUUCAACUGGGCCGCAGAUGUCGCUCUCACCGCAAAGACCGGUGGUGGGUGCUGCACGCUGCUCUGAUGACUGCCGUUUUGCGCAGUGCUGAGAGGUGUUGUUGCACGGGGGGUGGGUGCAGUUUGAUCCCAUCGUGCAUGCUGUUUCACUCCUUUAGUGCUGCUGCUGCUGCUGCUGCUGCUGCUGAUGAUGAUGAUGAUGAUGAUGAUGAUGAUGAACACGUGUUUGAAGUUAAGACAAUCAUUGCUGUUCGUGCUUUCUGUUUCUUCCCCUUCCUUCCAUUUUGUUCUGUUGUCACAAGCGUGACCACCCGCAUUGUGUGUGUACGUACAUCCAAGCGUGCGCGUGGAUGUGCUCACUUUGGUUUCCGUGGCGUUGCAGCCUGCUUUGUUAUGACUGACCCCAUCCAUUCCACUACACUCUGUCAACCAUUGACCCACUCCGUGUUGCAGUUGUUGUUGUUGUUGUUGUUGUUGCUGUUGUUGUACUCCCGCCAUGCCGUCUUCCCCCUCCCCCCCCCCCAUCCUCGUCGUCACAUGCCUGUGCUGUUGUGGCGCGUGCUGCGUGCGGGUGUUCGCGUGCCGUCUGCGGCUGGACGCAUCUCACCCCUGUCCGUGUGUGCUAUUUUCUUUUCUGUUCCCCGCACCCGGCAGCAC